Messenger RNA from Stegostoma tigrinum, 3588 nucleotides. It is a transcript of the gene kifap3a, whose product is annotated as kinesin-associated protein 3a. The record is from RefSeq and is a predicted model, not a curated record. Gene Ontology annotation, biological process: microtubule-based movement; cilium organization. The transcript has 19 exons. Gene Ontology annotation, cellular component: ciliary transition zone; kinesin II complex; axoneme. Lineage: Eukaryota; Metazoa; Chordata; Chondrichthyes; Orectolobiformes; Stegostomatidae. The coding region runs from base 143 to 2284 and encodes 713 amino acids. Gene Ontology annotation, molecular function: kinesin binding.
GCCCGCGCGUACCGCUGCGGAUUGUGGGGCGGCUGCACUUGUCUCUGGUAACCCGGGGAGAUGUGAGGGUGGCUUUGCUGUUGGGUAAAGUAAGCAAACAAAGAAACUGCUUUUGCAGACAGAAUUGGAGCGGCCGAUAAAGAUGCAACCGGAAGAUGCUCGCUACCUGAAGAGAAAAGUGAAAGGAGGCAACAUAGAUGUCCACCCAACAGAGAAGGCUUUGGUAGUUCAUUAUGAAGUCGAAGCCACAAUUUUGGGUGAGAUGGGUGAUACCAUGUUGGGAGAACGUAAAGAGUGUCUGAAAACCAUUCGUUUGAAAAAUCUGAAUGCCAACACUGACAUUGCGUCUCUGGCACGAAAGGUGGUUGAAGAGUGCAAACUCAUCCAUCCAAGUAAGCUAGCAGAGGUGGAACAGCUGCUUUAUUAUCUUCAGAAUCGCAGAGAAAGUCCUCCAGGAAGAGAAAAGCGCGAUAAGAUCAGCAAACUGAAGGACCCAUCUCCUUUUGAAGGAAUGGAAAUUGAUGAAAUUGCAAAUAUUAAUGACGUAGAAGAUUACAUAGAACUGCUGUAUGAGGAUAUAUCUGACAAAGUGCGAGGUUCAGCACUCAUUCUUCAACUAGCUCGUAAUCCUGACAAUUUGGAAGAAUUGCUACAAAAUGAAACUGCAUUGGGAGCUUUGGCUCGAGUGUUACGAGAAGACUGGAAGCAAAGUGUGGAACUUGCAACGAACAUUAUUUAUAUAUUUUUCUGUUUCUCGAGUUUUUCUCAAUUUCAUGGACUAAUUACGCACUAUAAAAUUGGUGCACUCUGUAUGAAUAUUAUUGACCAUGAACUGAAGAGGCAUGACCUAUGGCAAGAAGAACUUCAUAAGAAGAAGAAGCCUUCACUUGAAGAUGAUGCUGAUAACCAGGUACUGAAGAAAGACUAUGAGAAAACAUAUAAGAAAUAUCAAGGUUUAGUUAUCAAGCAAGAACAACUGUUGAGAGUUGCCUUCUAUCUUCUCUUAAAUCUGGCUGAAGACACAAGGACUGAACUGAAAAUGAGGAACAAAAAUAUCGUUCACAUGCUUGUGAAAACACUUGAUCGAGAAAACUUUGAGUUGCUGAUCCUAGUGAUGUCUUUUCUGAAGAAGCUCAGUGUAUUUGUGGAGAACAAGAAUGAUAUGGUAGAGCUGAACAUCAUUGACAAGCUGUCAAAAUUGGUGCCUUGUGAACAUGAGGAUCUUUUGAAUAUUACCCUGCGCUUGCUACUGAAUCUGUCUUUCGACACUGGUCUUCGGAAUAAGAUGGUCCAAGUGGGAUUACUCCCAAAAUUGACUGCCCUCAUAGGUAACAUCAGUGAAGCCUCCGAUGAAGCGAUGUUGCUCUACUCCACUUGGAAUUUAUACUGUCUGGUCCAUAAUGGAAUUGAAAGCCAUAGACAAGUAGUGAUGUGUAUUCUGUACCAUGUCACCAUGGAUGAUCGCUUCAAAUCCAUGUUUGCGUACACUGAUUGCAUUCCACAGUUAAUGAAGAUGUUGUUUGAAUGUGCAGAGGAGCACAUUGAUAUGGAAUUAAUAUCCUUUUGUAUUAACCUAGCUUCUAACAAAAGAAAUGCACAGCUGAUCUGUGAAGGAAAUGGCCUGAAAAUGUUAAUGAAACGAGCCUUCAAAUUCAAAGAUUCACUACUGAUGAAAAUGAUUAGGAACGUUUCUCAACAUGGGGGUCAAACCAAAAAUCUCUUCAUUGAUUACGUUGGGGACUUGGCAGCUCAGAUCAAUAGUAAUGAAUCGGAAGAAUUUGUUAUAGAGUGCCUUGGAACACUUGCUAAUCUUACAAUUCCAAAUUUAGACUGGAAGCUUGUUUUGGAGGAGUACAAGUUGGUUCCAUUCCUUAAGGAUAAAUUGAAACCAGGUUCAACAGAAGACGACCUGGUUCUGGAAGUGGUGAUAAUGAUUGGUACGGUUUCAAUGGAUGACUCAUGUGCUGCCAUGCUAGCGAAAUCGGGUAUUAUUCCUGCUCUUAUUGAACUUCUGAAUGCCAAACAAGAGGAUGAUGAAUUUGUUUGCCAGAUUGUGUAUGUUUUUUACCAGAUGGUUUUCCACCAAGCUACCAGAGAUGUGAUUAUCAAGGAAACACAAGCUCCAGCAUAUUUGAUUGACUUGAUGCAUGAUAAAAAUGCAGAGAUACGGAAAGUGUGUGACAAUACGUUGGACAUUAUUGCGAUUCUUCACGGUCCACUCUCCCACCAAUUUUGGCGUCAUCCACAAACUUACCAUUCUCAUCUAAAUCAUUCAUAUAUAUGACAAACAAAAGUGGACUCAGCACAGAUUCCUGUGGACCACUGCUGGUAACAGGCCUCCGGUCAUAAAAGAAAAACAACCCUCUGCUAACACUUGGUCUCCAGCCAAGCGAAUUUUGAUCCAAAUAGCCUAGUGAGGCUUGUUGUACUCCUCUCGGACAAGUGUGUGUUUGCUUAGAUAUUAAGACCAAAACUAUACAAUAUUCACUGUUUGGUCUUACUAAAACUAUGUACACUUGGAACAGGACUCCCUUAUUCUUGUUUCCCAGCAUUCUCGCAAUGAAGGUCAACAUAUAAUUUACUUUGCUAAUUGUUUGCUGUAACUGCAUGUUAACUCUUUGAUCAGAACCAAAAUUUCUCAACGAGGGAUAUUGAUCUGAAAUUUGUAAUGCUGUUUGUCUCCAAAGAUGUUACCUAACCUCAGUAUUUUCUGCAUUUUGGUUUCUGCAUUAAUAAUUCCAGCAUUCACCAUAUUUUGAAAAAACUUGUAUUAUUUACUUAUACUUGUAAUAUUAUUUCUAUUUUUAUUCCAGCAUAUCUUGCUUUUGUAUUGACUUUGUGUUUCCUGUACAAGAGCACCUGAAUUCCUGUGAACAUUAACAUUUAAAUAUAUUUUACAAUUUGAAAAAGCUUUUGUUUUUCUAUUCUUUCUACCAAAGUAAAUAACUUCAUGUUUCUACGUAACCUAUCUGCCGCCACCUUCCCCAUUCACUUAAGUUGCUGAUACCUCUGCAGACUGUGGCCUCUUGGCUGAUUUGCUGUAUUGUUGUAUGCAUUCAGCAAACUUGAAUAUAUGACACUUAAUUUCCUCAUCUAAGCUAGUAAUAUAGAUUGUAAUUAUAAAUUUGAAAUGUGACUGAACGUACACGUAGUUUGGAAAUGCUGGGGGAGAGUGCUUUCUGUCAGCAUGCAUCCUUUAUAUGGAGAAAAAGUAACAUGGAUCUGAUUUUUUUUUCACCAGAUAACAGGAGGGACAUCAAUUUUCUUAGCAGCAUAGAUACACUGGAAUAGGUUCUCACUGUGCUAAGAUGCUCAAUUAAUGGAGUGUGUUCAGUACAUCCAUGAGUGACUCCAUUGGAAACAGGAGAGACACAUCCUCAACUACAUGAGAAACAUUCUGGGACUUUCUGAUUAGAAAGAAAUCGCAAUGUUGGCUGGAACAUCGCUUUGGCCAGCAACAUUCUUCCCAGGGUUUCCUUGAGCCAAACUUCUUAAUAUUGCAGCUCCUGCUGUUAGUGAUGCAGUGUUCAUUUACCAUCACUAAACAAUAUGGUGGAGAGACCUGCUUUCAGAUCACUGUGCUGCCAA